Messenger RNA from Staurois parvus, 376 nucleotides. The record is from the annotation of a GenBank genome assembly. Lineage: Eukaryota; Metazoa; Chordata; Amphibia; Anura; Ranidae.
AAUCCAUAUGGCGAAGAAGACAACAAGAGCCCAUUUCCCCUGCAACCCAAGUCAAAGAGAAGCUAUGCACAGAAUGUAACCGUAUGGAUUAAACCUAGUGGGCUGCAGGUAACUGCCUUGAUGGAGUUGAAUCGUCUUCGAAAGGCAGCACUUGCCUUCGGGUUCCUGGACCUCUUGAAGGGAGUGUCUGAUAUGCUGGAGAGGGAAUGUACUCUGCUUCCUGACAACGCUCAUCCUGAUGCCGCCUUCCAGCUCUCACAUGCAGCAGCUCAACUCAAACUGGCCAGCACUGGAACCUCUGACCCACGCUUCCUAUGACAAUAACAUUGCGCCUCUGCAGACGGACUUCUCUGGCCGUGGCUCUGAAAGAAUGUGA